AUGCAGAUAGUGGAUAGCCGAGUUGUGGAUAUCAACCCUUUCGUUGCACUUGUUCUGAGUGCAAUCGGAAUUCCAACGCUUCUCUGCAUUCUCGGGAGCCAUCUGCUUGUCAAUCUCAAGGAAGCAGGCGAGAGAGGAGUGAACGAAGGAACUAAUUACAGAUCGAGGACCGUCAGCGACAUUGAAUUUGCCGAAGGUGCCCCUGCUGCCGUGGGCUCGAAUGAGGAGGGCACGGCCAGCGCGGCAGCGUUUGACGAGGCGUGA
Messenger RNA from Fomitiporia mediterranea MF3/22, 264 nucleotides. RefSeq lists its product as uncharacterized. The transcript is spliced from 2 exons. The record is from RefSeq and is a predicted model, not a curated record. The coding region runs from base 1 to 264 and encodes 87 amino acids. NCBI's taxonomy places the organism in Eukaryota, Fungi, Basidiomycota, Agaricomycetes, Hymenochaetales, Hymenochaetaceae.